CCCCUUGGAUUUUGUAGGUAAUAUUAAUUAGAUGUACUAAUGCUAAACACAAUGGCAGACUGUAUGGAAAACAAAACGAAAAUGACAAUUAUAGGACUUACUAUUUUUGCAUGGAUAAAAUCCGGAGUGAAGCGUUUACAGCACGGUCGUAGAACCUCAUAAAACCUAACAGCUUUUUGAUGCUCUACGUCAACAACAAACAGUAGGGGCGUUUAUGGCAUUUAAUAGUUUGUUAAACCAUUUACAACCACAUUUGCCAUUACACCUGAGCUGCAGGUCCAUUCCAACAUCCUCAUAUAUCUGUAAAUAUAUUUAUAUAAAUACAAUUAUCAGAAUAUUAAAUAUUACCCCCUCGCUUAUUUUCGAUGCGCGCGCCUUGGUCGCUGCAGAAGAUUUUGUAAGUUUAAGGGUUCUUUUAAGGUUUAAAUGAUGUCUUUAAACGGAUGCCAAUUAAAUCGUGUACCUUUUAAAACUGGCCAUCUCGACCCUGACAUUUAAAAAAAGGAGACUAGACCUCGUUAGAUAUUUGGAAAUGACCGGGUAAAUAUGCAUCACUUUAGGUUGUCUGUGAUGAACAUGCAAAAAUCAAUCUUUCAAACAGGUUUGGAGUGGAGAAGUUGAGUGGGGGAGGGACAGAGGCUAUGCACUUGAUCUGAUGCAAAGCGGCAGAUUUCUCAUUAACUUACCCGCUUGAACAUAUUAAUGUGCAUUUUCUCCCCUCCUCUCUCUCCCUUGCCCCCCUUCCCUCGCGCUCUCUCCCUCUCAGCUCUCUCCCUCUCGCUUUCUCUUGUUCUCUCUUUUUCAUUUUCUCACUACCUUCAUAUCAGAAUCGCGCAGAGCGGUGUCCGUGUAGGGAUGCGAGAAGCCAAUGCAACGAGGAUCCGAUAGAAGAUGCAAAUGAUUGUGAAAACACAGUGCAAAAUAUGAAACUUCUCAUUUGCAGCCGAGUAAAUAAUAUGAAAACUGGUUGGGAACUGGCACCCUUCACUGGAAUUGUGAUGCUGGAACUCUGCAGUGGGAACAUGCCUAAGGAAGCUCUAGCUAAGUUGUUUUAACAAAGGUAUACAAACGUAAACCGUUCAGUUUUUUGAAAUCAAGGCUUGGCUGCUGCAUUGCUUUUUACCUCAGUAACUGUGAAACUGACAACUCUCUGAAGAUUCUGCGCUGAUAUAAAGACAUUCAAACGCAAACUCUUCAACAAAAUCAGCACCAACAACAACAUCAAAAGAUGAGCUCAUAUUUCGUCAACUCUCUUUUCACUAAAUACAAAAGUGGAGACACUCUGCGGCCAAAUUAUUACGAGUGCGGAUUUGCUCAGGACCUAGGGACGAGACCCACCGUCGUGUACGGUCCAGGCACCGGGGCCACUUUCCAGCAUGCCCCUCAGAUUCAGGAGUUUUAUCACCACGGCGCAUCCACGCUCUCCGCGGCUCCUUACCAGCAGAGUCCAUGCGCAGUAACUUGUCACGGCGAGCCGGGUAACUUCUACGGUUAUGAUGCUCUCCAGAGGCAAACGCUUUUCGGUGCUCAAGACCCCGACUUGGUUCAGUAUAGCGACUGCAAGCUCGCCACGGGGGGCAUCGGCGACGAGACGGACAACACAGAGCAGAGUCCGUCGCCCACACAGCUGUUCCCCUGGAUGCGACCUCAAGUAGCUGCCGGACGGAGGCGAGGCCGCCAGACCUACAGCCGCUAUCAGACGCUGGAGCUCGAGAAAGAGUUUCUAUUCAAUCCCUACCUGACACGCAAGCGACGGAUUGAGGUAUCACACGCUUUGGGACUGACAGAGCGACAGGUCAAAAUCUGGUUUCAAAACCGUCGCAUGAAAUGGAAAAAAGAAAACAACAAGGACAAGUUUCCAAGCAGCAAGUCUGAACAAGAGCAGAUCGAAAAAGAGAAACGGGAGAAAGAACAGGCAUCCGGGACACAGCCAGCCGGCGAAGACUGCGACAAGGCAAAACAAAUGUAAAGCGGAUGCGUGCGUGUGUGUGUGUGUGUGUGAGAGAGUGUGUGUUAUUGUGUGUACGUGUGUCAGUCAAUCAAAACGGCAAAGAAUAAAUAGGGAAAAUAAAACAGGACAAUGUCGAAGAGAAUAAAGGUGUUUGCAUGGGAGGUUUGUCUCACAGAGACAAUUAUUCAAGUCGAGUGGUUACAUCUUUCACUCGAGGAAGGAACAGGAAAAAAAAUGAAUGGGACUAGACGAAUACACUUAAUGUGUUGACCACAGAACUUCAGGAAGACGAAGGACAAGAGGCAUUUCUACUUUUUAACUGUUGUUCAGAGAGUAUGAUAGUGUUAAAGCUAGUCUCCUUUCUUUGUGAAAUAAUUAUCGUGAAACUUAAGUUUCUAUUGUUAGGAUAUUGUCAUUAACAAUUACCUUGGCAGCUGUAUAGUUUUUAAGUUCAAUGGUGCACUUUUAACUGUUCCCACUUAUAUGUUAUGAUGAUGACGUAGAAAUGAAUGACUUCCAACAACAUGAAACUGCCUAUUUAUGCCGUAGAAUCUCUUUUUACACGUCUUUGGUUCUUCUUAAAUCGAUGGUAUUUUUGUUGUCUUCUUUUCAUGGGGUAAGCAUGCGCACAGUGGAUUAUAAAAAUGAAUAAAUGUAAUAAAAAAGAACUUUGAAAAUUA
Carassius carassius (crucian carp) is the source of this 2631-nucleotide messenger RNA. RefSeq names its product homeobox protein Hox-B8a-like. Gene Ontology annotation, cellular component: nucleus. The record is from RefSeq and is a predicted model, not a curated record. Gene Ontology annotation, biological process: regulation of transcription by RNA polymerase II. The coding region runs from base 1229 to 1969 and encodes 246 amino acids. NCBI's taxonomy places the organism in Eukaryota, Metazoa, Chordata, Actinopteri, Cypriniformes, Cyprinidae. The transcript is spliced from 2 exons. Gene Ontology annotation, molecular function: RNA polymerase II transcription regulatory region sequence-specific DNA binding; DNA-binding transcription factor activity, RNA polymerase II-specific.